This is a messenger RNA of Paramecium tetraurelia, 693 nucleotides long. RefSeq lists its product as uncharacterized. The record is from RefSeq and is a predicted model, not a curated record. NCBI's taxonomy places the organism in Eukaryota, Ciliophora, Oligohymenophorea, Peniculida, Parameciidae. The transcript has a single exon.
AUGCAAGAUUAAUUUGUAAACCCGAUCUAUUUGUCAGCUCAUCAAUUAGCAGAUCUCUUUAAUAAUUCUUAAGCUGAGAUUAAAUUCGGAAAUGAAUCCAAAAUUGUCUCCUCAAUCAAUCUUGAUUCUCCACCUGAACAAACCCAUGAAUUUAGCUUCUCUGAAUUUCAAUAAAUCAAUUCCAACCCCUCUAUUCCUGAUAUUGAAACCGCGAAUUGCAUAGUCACCAAAGAGCAGUAUAUGCAAAUCCUCUCCCAAAUUGAAUUGAAUGAAAAACUCAAAUCAUAAUAUCAUCAAUUGUUUAAGGAGAAUCAGGAACAAUUGCAAAUACGAAAAUAAUUCGAAAAUAAAAAUGCAGAUAUUCUAGAUUCCAAUUUUCAAAUCAAAAGGGAAAUCUAAGAAAUUAAAUAAAAAUUAUUUAUUACCCAAAGUGCCAUAAAAUUGCGUAAAGAUAAAUAGAUAAUUGAACUCAAAAAUCAACUGAAAGAAUUGCAACAUAAACAAUCUGAAAAGAGAGACACUCUUCAAUCGAUAACAUUUACUGAAAACAGCACUGUCGAAUCCGAAAAAUCUAAUUCAUAGUAUUGUAAUACAAGUAGAUUGGUUAGAGUGGAUUAAAGUUCCUCGCAUCAUUAAUCAAUCAAGCAUAAUCAAUGUAGAAACAAUUCAUUAAUUAAAUUAUUCAAGAACUGA